AUGUCGACUAAUCCCAAGCAUUCGAUUGAUCCGGAUAGAGCACGAGAAAGUAACACAGAAUGGAUUCUUGGAGUAACGGGCUCUCUAUACAUCAUUGCUGCGAUAUUUGCCAGCCUUCGACUUUACACGCGGGCGUUUCUGGCCAAGACCAUCGGCCGAGAUGAUUAUGUUUUGGUUGCUUCUGUUAUUCUCGCCACUGUCGGUAUGUUUCUCCUGAUCAUGCAAGGUAUCCGCGGGAUGGGAAAGCACCAGGACACUCUGUCCGAGGCCAACGUGACUGAGAUCAUGCAACUGAGCUUCUACCUUUCCAACAUAUCGGGUGUUGCCGGUCGCAGCUUGCUCAAAAUAUCCAUCGCAUUAUCCCUCCUGAGAUUCAGCCGGAGUCGAUGGUAUUCACGCUCACUGUGGGCCUUGAUCGUAUUUGUCGUGCUAUGUGGAAUUUUUGCCUGGGUCACUAUUGCCCUCUACUGCAAGCCCCUGGCCGGGUACUGGGACAAGAGUCUCGAGCCCGAAUGUUAUGACAUCAAGCUUUUUAUCUCUUCUGGUCUAUUUUAUACCUACGUUUGCUUUGCUGUCCUGCCCAUCCCCGUAAUUUGGACACUGCAGAUGAAGCGACGAACUCGAAUCUAUUUGAUUGGCAUUCUGAGUCUCGGUUAUUGCGCUGUGGGAGUUGGUGUUAUAACUGCAGUCUUUCAGAUUGCUUAUGGCGGAGAAAAGGACGGAACUUUCAAGAACAGCGUUCAGUUCUGGGGAUUCGUCCAGUUCUGCCUCGCCAUCAUUGCGGCUUGCGCACCCUCUCUGAAACCGUUAUUGGGCCGCGCCCUGAAGAUUUCGUCGACCGAUAGAUACAAAGCGAAUCUUUACGAAAACCGCUACCCCACAAACAGGCUCAACUCGACGAUGCGGCGUCGUGGGUACAUGGAACAAACAAGCCAAGACUCCCCAGAGUUUGAGCUUCAAGACAGAGCGUUAGCAGGGAUUGAUGAUACGCAUCAAGCGAUGAUCAAAGGCGGUCCAACUCGAACCGCGAGCAUCAUGUUCGGGAAGCCCAAAUCCGACCGAUCAACAAGCGAAGAGACCAUAUUGAGAGAAGCCAAUGCGAAGGGCAUCGUAUGCACAACAGAGAUCACAGUCAGACGCUGA
Messenger RNA from Colletotrichum gloeosporioides, 1143 nucleotides. RefSeq lists its product as uncharacterized. The record is from RefSeq and is a predicted model, not a curated record. The coding region runs from base 1 to 1143 and encodes 380 amino acids. NCBI's taxonomy places the organism in Eukaryota, Fungi, Ascomycota, Sordariomycetes, Glomerellales, Glomerellaceae. The transcript has 7 exons.